AGACCGCGACAGAGGGACAAAGCGCCAGUAAACAUGUCUCCUCCGUCUCACUUCGACUUCAUUGAAGCCAGAGAUAAAUUUACGGUUGCCACUAAAAAUGCGGUUGAUACCAGGAACUGUAAGCCUCUGACCACCGCUUUCAGUCAUCUUCCUGGAAACGAAACGGAGAAAAAGGCCACACUUGAUCAAGCUCUGCGUGGAGUUCUGGAAGAGCAGAUAGUGAAUCAGAAAGUGAAUGUUGACGACUUCCUUUCUUUAAUCUACAUCAGUAUUGAUGGUGUGACUGAAGGCAUCUGCUCUGCUACCACUCCUUUCCUUCUGCUGGGAGAUGUGCUGGACUGUCUGCCUCUGGAUCAGUGUGACAAAAUCUUCUCCUUUGUCGAAGAAAACGUAUCUACUUGGAAGUCUAACACAUUUUACUCUGCUGGGAAAAACUACUUGUUAAGGAUGUGCAACGACCUCCUCAGAAGACUCUCUAAAUCUCAGAACACGGUGUUUUGUGGACGAAUCCAGCUGUUUUUAGCACGUCUCUUCCCCCUGUCGGAAAAAUCAGGACUAAACCUACAGAGCCAGUUCAACCUUGAUAACAUCACAGUGUUCAACAAAAAUGAGCAGGACAGCACACUGGGACAGCAGCACACAGAGGUUAAGGAGGAAGGAAUGGAUGUGGAGGAGGGAGAAAUGGGGGAUGAAGAUGCUCCUGCUCCAAGCUCCAUUCCUAUUGACUACAACUUGUACAGAAAAUUCUGGACCCUGCAGGACUAUUUCAGAAACCCUGUUCAGUGCUACGACAAGUUCUCCUGGAUGACUUUCAUUAAGUAUUCAGAUGAGGCGCUAGCCGUCUUCAAGAGCUUUAAACUGGAUGACAUGCAGGCGUCGAAGAAAAAGCUGGAGGAGAUGAGAACCUCUUCUGGAGAUCAUGUCUAUUUUGCCAAGUUCCUGACCAGUGAGAAAUUGAUGGAUCUUCAGCUGAGCGACAGCAACUUCAGAAGACACAUUCUCCUGCAGUACCUCAUCCUCUUCCAGUAUCUCAAGGGCCAGGUCAAGUUUAAGAGUUCCAGCUGUGUUUUGAAUGACGAUCAAUCUUUGUGGAUCGAGGACACAACCAAACUAGUCUAUCAGUUGCUGAAAGAAAUCCCUCCAGAUGGGGACAAGUUUGGAUCAAUGGUUGAACACAUCCUGAACACAGAGGAAAACUGGAACUCUUGGAAAAAUGAAGGCUGUCCGAGCUUUGUGAAGGAGAGACCCGCAGAGACUAAACCCAUCCGGCCCAGCAGGAAGAGACAAGCACCAGAAGACUUCUUGGGGAAGGGCCCUGAUCGCAAAAUCCUGAUGGGAAACGACGAGCUCACGAGGCUCUGGAAUCUGAACCCCGACAAUAUGGAGGCCUGCAAGUCAGAAAACAGGGAAUUCAUGCCGUCACUGGAGGAUUUCUUUGAAGAAGCCAUCGAACAGGCAGAUCCAGCAAACAUGGUGGAGGACGAAUACAAAGUCGUGCGAAACUCAAACUACGGUUGGCGAGCGCUGCGCCUGCUGUCCAGGAGGAGUCCGCACUUCUUCCAGCCCACAAACCAGCAGUUCAAGAGUCUGGCCGACUAUCUGGAGAACAUGGUCAUCAAACUGGCCAAAGAGCUGCCCAAAGACAUUCCUUCUGAGGUGAUUAAAACCGGAGAGGAGGAUGAUGAUGAGAAUGGAGAUAACCUGCUGAAGGACAGUAAUGACAGUCCCAGCAUUCAAAGCAAAGCCGUGACCAACAGCCAAAUGGACGAAAUCGCAGCAAAGCUCGGCUCCCAGUGGAAAACACUGGCGGAUCAUCUGGAAAUGAGUGACAAGGAGAUCAGAGUGAUCGAGUCGGACAGCGAGGAUGUGGAUCUACAGGCCAAAAUGCUCCUGGUGGCCUGGCAGGACCGAGAAGGCUCCCAAGCAACGAUGGAGAGCCUGGUCACGGCCCUGAACGCAGCCGGUUUCAACAACAUCGCAGAUAAUCUGAGCGAAACAUAACGAAAGCGUCUCCUUUUGGUUUUAAACUGUUUUAUGUGUGCUUCUGGAAUAAACCAUCAUUUGAAAUGAA
This is a messenger RNA of Danio rerio (zebrafish), 2071 nucleotides long. It is a transcript of the gene thoc1, whose product is annotated as THO complex 1. The record is from RefSeq and is marked provisional. Gene Ontology annotation, biological process: signal transduction. Lineage: Eukaryota; Metazoa; Chordata; Actinopteri; Cypriniformes; Danionidae. Gene Ontology annotation, cellular component: nucleus; nucleoplasm; cytosol.